AUGGAAUUCUCAAGCCGAAGCAUUAAGGAGGAACAUCCGUGGGACCCGUUCACUGUUUUUUUGGAAUUUCGUGACACACACAGGAGAAAAAAUAGGAAGAAGAAGAAAGAAAGAAAAGUCAGAAGGAAAGGAACAGCAGGGUUUGCGACGGUGAAAAUCGCUAUUUUUCAGCAUGCGACCCACGCCAUAUCUCUUGGCGACUAA
Necator americanus (New World hookworm) is the source of this 204-nucleotide messenger RNA. RefSeq lists its product as uncharacterized. The coding region runs from base 1 to 204 and encodes 67 amino acids. The transcript is spliced from 2 exons. The record is from RefSeq and is a predicted model, not a curated record. Lineage: Eukaryota; Metazoa; Nematoda; Chromadorea; Rhabditida; Ancylostomatidae.